AUGAGACUGUUCAAUCAGAGGAACAAUUACGAACCGGUUCACCAACCGAGGAUGAAAGUGUUCACAGUGGGCUUAGAUGAUAAGGAGAAAGCGCAAAAGUCUGAUGUAGAGAAAGGUGAUUUGCCCAAGAUGGAUCCAACACCGGCGAUGCCGGUGCCGGCACCGAUCAUCGUGCCGAGAGCACCACCAGCGAAGAGAUUCGGAUGUGGCGUGUUGUCAUGGAUUGUCGCCGCUUUUUUCAUCGUAUUGCUAUGUUUGACAAUUUCGGAGAUCGUUUACAACAGACAAAGGGACCAAGCUUUCUUGCGAUUGAAAUGGGCCGAACUUCGUCAACGUAUGCUUGGCUUUGAAUUGCUAUCACAUGCGCAACAACAACAACAACAAGCGAUGGCACAACAACAGCAACAAAUGCAUUCGUUGCAGCCCGUCAAUGAACUGCCAGCAUUCCCGCGGCGUCAUGACAAUGUGCAAGACGCCGAAGUGACGACAACAACUACCACUACCACUACACCUGCGGCCCCGAAGGAAGAUGAGACACCAAAGGAUAGUAGUGAUGAGGAAGUGACUACGAGGUUCGAUCUGCUCCGCAUGAUUCUAUCAAAAAUGCGCGAACAUGCUGAACAGAUGGGAUUGACCGGCGAUAUGCAAGUGCACGUCAUCGAAGUCAAACCGAUUCCAACUGAGCAGAUGAGCCAGCAAGCCAUUGACGAUGGUUUCGGUGAAGUUGCUAUGCCGCCACCAUUUGGACCAUGGAGACAGAAUGAAGAGGAGAGCGAAUUUAACCAUCGUGGUUGGCCGCAAUUUGGGCCCGAACCGUCACCGUGGAAACCAGUUGGAUUCAACAACCGAUUUGACGGACGACAUGACAACGACAUAUUCGAGCCUGUGCAGGACGCUCCAGAAGAAGAAAAUCCACAAAUGAGAAUCACUCAUCACUUCGAUAAGGAUAGCCAAAUGCCACAACGUGUCGUCACUGAGGUGUUCGGCGAUAACCCAGAAAUCAUCGGACAUAUCCUUGGACAGAAAAAUGCCCAAGCUCAGCUACAAUUCCAACAACAGCAACAGCAACAAGAUCUGUUCAUGCAACAGCAACAACCACAACCUCUUCCACAACAGCCUCUUCCACAAUGGGCUCAACCAUGGGCUCAUCCGUUCCCAUUCCAUCAGAUGCCCCAUCCACACCCAUGGUUCAUGCCCCCACAGCCACAGCCACAGCCCCAACCUCAACCUCAAUUCUGGGAACAGCGAGUUGAACAGCCGCUGCCUCUUCCACCUCAGCCACAGCCACAACCACAACCACAACAACCUGUAGUGCUGUUCUUCAACCAGGGUGUACCUCAGCCACAGCCACAGCCGCAAUUCCAUCAGCAGCUACCAGCACCAGCACCGCAAUUCCAACCACAACCAACUAUUGGCCAACAAAAUCAAUUUCCCUUCCCCGUACAGAAUCAGGCGCCUAUUUUUCCCCAACCAUUUGUCCCUGACGUUAACAACAAUGUGAAUGCUUUCAAUGAUGCUAACAUCGCCCCUAAGCCUUGGUAUAUGAGCGGUGAUGACCAGAAAUGGCAGCAAACAUGGGAUAACAAUCCCAUUAAGAUUGAAUUCAACCCACAUCCAGCUGCUGCCGCCCCUUGGGUAGAAAACACAGCAGUCGUAGCUAAUCAACAUCCGGCUUUGCCACCAGCAUCAGCUCCCGAACCACCACAUAUCGGGCACGAUAGCGAGGGGAUCGAUAAUUUCCCCAGAGAGGAAAAAUUCAACGUCCCCAUCGACAUCUCGGCUGAUGCUGAACCAAAGACCGUUGAAACCUCUGCCGAAACGACAAACGAGAACAACGCCGUGUCAGAAGAGGUUAACCACGCAGUUGAUACUUCGGCUGUAAAUCCACCAUGGCAGCAUGCUCAACCAGAAGCUGCUGAAGAACCAAUGCCUGCCUCCGUCCCAGUUGUUUCCGAACCAAGCGUUGGACCCGCUGAGGAAAGGGAUUUUCUUCCACUGAGAGAUAGCGGAGAAGUGAUGGGACACCCACAUGAAGAUGCUCCUCCUCAGGAUGUGGUUGUUGCUCAAGACGACUUCCCAAAGAAAAUCGAUAGUCCGUUCUUCCAGGUGGACGAUCCGCAGAGUUUCAUGAAUUUCCGUCAGUGAUCCGUUGUGUAAACGCCCCUGAAUCCUUGAAUUGUCAAAGUGUUAUUCGCUAUUAAUACCCCAAUUGACUAUGAAUCAAAGACAGCGAGAGCGUACACGGAUCUCUACAGAGCCUUGAACGAUGUUCACUUGCAACGCAUCCCCAAACCAUAUACUUACACAUCCAUCA
Cylicocyclus nassatus is the source of this 2314-nucleotide messenger RNA. Lineage: Eukaryota; Metazoa; Nematoda; Chromadorea; Rhabditida; Strongylidae. The record is from the annotation of a GenBank genome assembly.